Molecule: messenger RNA, 510 nt
Organism: Sodiomyces alkalinus F11
Lineage: Eukaryota; Fungi; Ascomycota; Sordariomycetes; Glomerellales; Plectosphaerellaceae
Exons: 3
Coding region: 1-510 (169 amino acids)
Source: RefSeq, a predicted model, not a curated record
AUGGAUUUCAUGCUCGCUACGUGGCAACGGUAUCUUCAUGUUCGGACCCAGAGGCAGCAACUCGCCAAGCCAGUCCAAGCCAAGCCAAUUUUCCCAAAGAAGGCAUAUAUCGAUGGAUUGCAGAUGGUCGAGCGGCCUCUCCUCCACCACCACACCACAUGGUUCCACACCACAUAUCUCUCGUUAUCUCGCUUUUACAUUCACGUUCACGUCCAUAUUCACGUUCACACCACCAUCUUGAUCCCAUCCUUGUGUCCAGUCAGAAGCCGCAACCAGCUUGGCUUCCAUGCAAGUCCCUCACCGGUGACUGGUCGCCCCAGUGGCCUGGUCGGCGGACGCAAUGGGAGAAUAGGAAAGACCGAGCUGACGCUGGACCGUUCUGGCCGUAUUCGCUUCGAAGCCCCUGUAUUAGAGAAGGACGGCUCCCUGACGCCUACCUACCUGCAGCGUUGCUCUUCCAAUGCUACCAUCAAGAAGCAAAAAGUCUUCCCAGCCAUGUCCCUCCCCUAG